Durusdinium trenchii is the source of this 1576-nucleotide messenger RNA. Lineage: Eukaryota; Dinophyceae; Suessiales; Symbiodiniaceae. The record is from the annotation of a GenBank genome assembly.
CUUUCUGUGCUCACAGAGAUCAGCUGAUGACGGAUGGGUGUCGUCUCAGAUGCACGCUCCGUUUUCGCAGCAUGUCCGGUGUCACUCUGGGCCGCUCUGGAACUGGACGGGCCGCGCCUUGCGCGGCCAGCGGCCGCGAGGGCCUGGUGGCGACCGCAGGACGGCGAACCCGCUAUGCUGUGCCAUCUCCAGCCUGUGCGCCUCCCGCACGGCUCACCACGCGUCCCGCGCACGCGGGGUAUUGGCAGAGCAAGGAACUUUGCUGUUGGUGGAUGGCGAUGCUGUGAGCAUCACAUUCAUCGAGCAAGCCUUACGUACUUUGGAAGAGCGCGGCUACCAAGAUGUGCGCGCAAGAAUCUUUGGAGACCGCUUGAAGGUCAACGAUCGGUGGUCUCACUUCUUCCAGGACCCUCGGGUGGAGUUCCGUGCGGUGGACACCUGGAGGGCGAAGCAGGAAGCAGAACCCGUGGACGAGGCGGUGAUGGCUGAAGCCAGGCGUUUGGCGCAGCUCCGCGCAGAGACUCCACGCCCUUUGAUGAUUGCGCUGCUGGUGGACGACGCCGGCUACGCGCGGUGGCUGUGUGAGCAGGGCAGGGGCUGUGUGGACCUGGCCCUAUGCCCCGACAGCUCCUGGGGCGUGAAAGCGAGGCUGGAAGAGGCCCCGGUGAAGACGCUGUACGUGAAGACGCAGCGACGUGCGCAGAAGGUUCGAGCCGUGCUUCAUGCCAAUGGCACUGGCAGUGUGCGCCUGGCCUCAAGCUUUAUUGCCGAGGAACAAGGAGAGAUGUUGGAAGUGGUUCAGAACUUUCUCAUGGACUUGCAUUAUGGUGAUGGCGGCAGCUACUGGCCGUCCAGUUUGGCCAAAUUCUGGUUUACGAACCAGCUGGGCAAGAUCAUCGUAUAUCCCGUUCGAUUCUCUUUGGAGGCGGUCUAUAGGCUAAUCAACAGAGGAAGUCGAAGAGUAGGUUGGAAGGAUGGUAGAGUUUCACAGAAAAACCUGGCAUUUGUCCUGCCUCGCGGGGAUUUCUCGGCGCGAGACCCUCUUGACAGCAAGUAUGGCAGCAUGUUGGACUGCGAGGUGUACGAAGGUGGCGGCCCAAUGAUGCUGCACCACUCGCAGCACUUGGUCCCUCAAGUGUUGAGACGCCUGGGGUAUUUGGACCAUGAGUACAAUACGGAUCUUGCGGAGGCCAUGUUCGUCUUUAUCAACCAAAAGAAGAACAAGGAACUCUUGCGCAAGCAUGGCCAUAUGAGAGCUGCAUCUAGCGCCCAGGAGAUUGAAGCGCGUCUCCGGGAUGUGUUUGUGGCACCGGAAUGCAGUGGACACUGGCGGUUGGCUAGGCCACAAGAUGUCCGACUGCUGGAGCAUUUGCGUCGAGAAGGCUUUCUGGGCGAGGACGAAGCCAAAAGCAAUGUUUUCCAGGCAAUGAAAUCCUACUGCAAAGAGCGUGGUUUACCUCAGAUGAAGACCUAUGGUGGCUGCACCACUAUCAUUAUGAAUUCCUUGCGAAUGGCGAGUCGACGGCUCUUUAAGUUUGAGCUGUGAAAUGUGCGUUUGAACCUGUGGGAUGAAAAG